Molecule: messenger RNA, 962 nt
Organism: Amaranthus tricolor (Joseph's coat)
Lineage: Eukaryota; Viridiplantae; Streptophyta; Magnoliopsida; Caryophyllales; Amaranthaceae
Exons: 3
Coding region: 17-739 (240 amino acids)
Source: RefSeq, a predicted model, not a curated record
CAUUGCACCUACCCGAAUGAACCAAAUAAAAAACCCACCCAUACUCCAAAAUAGUCGGACCACCCGGAGCCUACAAAGCCAAGAGCCUAAGACCUUGGAAGUUGGAAGAAGGCAGGAGAAACAAAGGAAAGCCAUGACACAACUUGUAAACCUUAGCCUUACCAACCAUUGCAAAACACCAUCUUUACCUUUCAGAAUUUCCUCUCUACCCAAUACUUCUACUUCUUCCAGCCAUCAAAAUUUUGCAGUUUUGACUCAGCAACUGCGUUGUAAAGGCAGAUUUUCUUGCCUUUUCUCAGAUAAUCGCAAGCAGGAACAAGCUAGGAAAGCCUUAGAAAGUGCACUCGGUGGAAACAAAGAAAAGUUCGAGAAAUGGAACCAAGAAAUUCAAAAGAGGGAAGAAGUAAGUGGAGGAGGAGGUAAUGCUGGUGGUGGAGGUUGGUUUGGUUGGGGUGGACGAUUCGGCUGGUCUAAUGGUGACAACUUUUGGCAAGAAGCACAACAAACUAGUCUUGCUGUAUUGGGGAUCCUUGUUUUGUACCUUGUAGCAGCCAAAGGAGACGUGCUGCUGGCCGUGAUCGUCAAUCCCCUUCUCUUUUCGUUGCGAAGUACGAGAAACUUUCUCACUUACAUUGUGUCAUUUAUAACCGGAAAACCAAUGCAGUUUCAAGAAACAAAACAAGAGGCAAUGCAAGGUAGUGCUAAAGAAAGAGUUGUGAAGAAAUGGGCAUCCAGUUAACAGAUUAUUUUCUCUAGUAGAAAGCCAGUAAAUGUGUGGUAUCAUUAUUCAUUAUGGUGUGUAAUCUUACCUUCACAAGAAGAUUUUGUAAUGCAUAGAUAUGCAAUUAUGCAUGACUUUUUUGGUUAAUACUCUUCUAUUGAUACUAGAUGACUAGAUUAUGAAUCCUUAUCAAGAAUUCAAUCAAUUUUAAUUUAUGGUUGCUGCCAAAUGGUUUCACAUA